Cataglyphis hispanica is the source of this 2318-nucleotide messenger RNA. Its product is annotated as mucin-6-like. Gene Ontology annotation, cellular component: nucleus. NCBI's taxonomy places the organism in Eukaryota, Metazoa, Arthropoda, Insecta, Hymenoptera, Formicidae. Gene Ontology annotation, biological process: regulation of transcription by RNA polymerase II; neuron differentiation. Bases 696 to 2318 code for a protein of 540 amino acids. The record is from RefSeq and is a predicted model, not a curated record. Gene Ontology annotation, molecular function: DNA-binding transcription factor activity, RNA polymerase II-specific; RNA polymerase II cis-regulatory region sequence-specific DNA binding. The transcript has 3 exons.
CCAACUGGACAAGCAGGCCCGGUCCGGUUUCACGGCGUCGCACAACGACUCCGUCGAAACCCGCGUCUACUCCCAGCAUCGCGGAGGACUCCACGUUUUCACGGCGCGAUUCACUCACACGAAGAGCGCCUCUGACGUUCCUCAUCUUCGUCUUCGUCCGGUGUAUAAUACUAUCGCUGUCGCGUCGAGGACGUUGGUGAUCCUUACACAACUUUCGAGAAAUGUUCAGUCGUCGAGGACUUUGAAAUAUGUGAGAGUGCAUCGUAUUAAGAUAAUACAGCGAAGACUUUGAAAGGAUACGCUUCGCGGGCUCCCAAUUCUCGAUUAAAAUAUAGGGGGUACCAACUGAAGAUUAUACGUGUCACCAGAUGAGUAUCGAAUCCGGAUUCGAGGUAUUUUGUAGUGUAACAUCAUCAGAAAGUCGAUGAGAAAAAAUAAACCGAGGAUGAAAGCGGGAUGAAAUAUAGAUAACCGCUUGUAAAUAGCUCGCAAACUGUCCGUCGGAAGUAAAGUGAGGUUAUGGUUUAGCCGGUGACAGAACGUUGAUGUAACCGUCGGAAGUGUUAUACUGCAAAAGAAAAUUCGUAGACGGAAGAAUCAUCUUAAUUGCUACGUUAUGCCAUCUCAUUAAUUCAUCAUGUACGUUAAAAAGAAAUGAAGUUCGCAUAAAUAGUGACUAAGACACAAAUCUGAGAAUGACGUCGUCCGUCGACGCUAGACAGAAUACUUCUGUAAGAAAAAGAAGGCAUCAUGAAAACACGAUCUACAAAAGUUUCAUUGUGAUCGAAUCAAGGAAACUGGAUCUGUCAUUGAGCGAGGUGGGUGUCUUCUCUCAGAAAAAAAUGUCGAGUACAUCCCCGGCGCCACCAAUGGGUCUAGACACUGGGUCGGAAUCAGAAACUAGAUCAAGCCAUCUGAUCUCGCGUUUGGAUCAGGAUUCGGAAGACGCGGAGAAACGCGAUCGAGCGCGAAGGACGGAAUGCAGCAACGCGGAUAGCGACUGCGAAAGCGACACGAGCGAGGUAUUGAGCGUUGGCAGUGAACCCACGCCAACCAGCGUGGUCGGGGUGCGUGUAUGCGGAACUAUAAGAUACCAUGACCAGGAAUCUGCGAGCUCCGGUCGCGGUGAGUUCCGCGAUGAGGAGAACACGAGAACGUCGGAGACGCCGUCGCCGGCCAGCUCUACCAGCUGCAACGACCUGUAUUACCAGCGCACAUCUAGUAAUCACGUGUCGGCGCCGAGUCCGCCCGGCUACAGUCAACCACCGUCAUCUCCUACGGCGUCUUCCGUCAGAUCCCCAGCUUCCUCCUCGGCCACCGCUUCGUCGCCAGGUCGGCCGGAGGCUAUCCAAGAGGCUAUCGUACCUAGAUACCAGUCUGGUCAACAUCUACUUUCCCGAUACUCCUCCAGGGAAUCUGAGAUCUCCGAUUAUCCCACGCGGGUCCAGCAUGGCAUUGGUCACGAGAUCAUUUAUCCUACCGUAGAGAGGUUACACCGCACACCCAUAAGCGUACCUUUGGUAACGAGGCUCUCAUUGUCACCGCCGUCGGCUAUGACGGUCACCGGACUCCAGGCGACAACACCUGGCGUUCUCCAUCCCGCCGCCUGUAGAGAUCCACGGGAGACCGCCACUUUGAUGCCGCAUCACAGCCAGCAUGUGCAUCACCCCAACGCUCACACGCAUCUACAACAGGGCUCGCAGGUGCAACAUGUGCUGGCAAAUUCAGUGCACCAGCAUAGACUCUCGGUCAGCAAGCUCCUACAACGGGAUCCGGGAAGUCCGGCAUCGCCAACCGGCACUAAGGAAGAGAACGGACGUACCCUGCCGGCCGCGAACGGCGUAUCGAACAGUAUCGGCAACAACGGCAAUCAUCAUCACAACAAUCACAACAAUAAUAACAAUCUACAACAUCAGGCGAGUUUGAAGUUCAGCAUAGACAAUAUCUUGAAGGCGGACUUCGGCAGGAGAAUCACGGAUCCGAUCUCCCUGAAAAAAUCCCGACCGAAAAAAGUGUCCUCGAGGCCGAUCGACCUGACGAAAGACUUCCUGGAAUCGUCAUCCGACGCGUCCGAGAGGAGCAGCUCGGAGACGACGACGACGACGACCAAUGCGUCCCCCACCGUCGUAUCGACCGGAAAUUCGACAUCCAAAGCGACUGGAUCAACCGCAACCGAUCCUGGGAAGAUGUUGUGGCCUGCGUGGGUCUAUUGCACCAGAUAUUCGGAUCGGCCUUCCUCUGCUUCCAAGAGUGAAGUAUUGAAGUUUCAAAGCUUCGAAGCUUUUAAUACCAAAAGCUUUGAAUCUUCGAAUCUUUAA